AUGGCAGGUAAGAGGCCUAAGAGCGACAGUGGUGCUGCCACUGAGAAAGACCCUCGCAGAAGACCACAGUGGAAAGCUACAGAGGAAGACUUCUCCAGCAGACCACAGCAGAGAAAGAGACCGGGUCAGAAUCAGAAGAACGAAAUCAGGGGUGCUACAUUGUCCCCUUGGCUGGAUCUGAUCAUUACCAACCUGCACCUUCACACUAUUGUUGAAGAAGAGGGCUUGGUACAUCUCAGGUCUUUGGGUCACUGCUCUGAAUUUCCUCUGAAAACUUGGGAGGUUCACUCAGAACUGGUGAGAGUGUAUGACCACACAAAGGAGAAAGAGAAGAGAGCAUUAGAUGACGCAGACAGCAUUGCUCUGUCCUGUGAUGUAUGGGAAACCACACCUAGAAAUUACUUUAUGACAGUGACCUCUCACUUCAUAAAUAAAUUAUGGAAGCAGGAAUCCUUGGUUUUACAAACCACCAAAAUACCCACAAAAUGCACAAGUGAUGAUAUUGCUGAUCAGAUGAUAACAAUAGCAAAUGCAUGGGGGAUUGAAAAGAAGGUUCACAUGGUUGUAACCAAUGCAAAGCAGAUGGACAGGGCCAUGCAAAAAGUUGGGUGGGACCAUUUACCCUGUUUGGCCAAAACCCUGGACCAAGUGUUUCAGCAGGUCAUAAAUGCAAAUUCUUGGGAAUAUCUGCUUAACAAGUGCCACAAAGUUGCACAGUUUUUCUGCUACAAUGAAGAAGCAGAGAAAAGAUUCAGGAAGGCUCAAGCAGACCUAAAUCUGCCUAACCAGAGUCUCAGCAUGGCUGCAGGAACUACAUGGCUCUCAGUCCUGCACACGCUGGAGAGAAUGUCACAGCAGCACGAUGCUGUGAGAGAAGUUCUCUCCAACAUGCACAAUCAAAAACUCAUACUGAACGAAGCUGAUAAAAAUAAAAUGCAGUGUAUGAUCAAAGCCCUUCAUGCCUUUAAGGAAAUUACAGAAACGCUGAAAAACGACCAACAUUGCUCAGCGUCCUGCGUCAUUCCAUGUCUGACAGAACUGCACAGAAAGCUAAAAAAGCAGAAAGACAGUAAACUCGCCCAGUUCCUGGCUGAUGAGUGUCGCAUGAAAAUCUCACAGUUUCAAAGGAACGACCAUCUGACUCUUAGUACAGCUCUUGACCCAAGAUAUAAGCAAGUCGUAUUACAUAAUGUUGGUUUGUGGCCUGGUAACAGCACUGAGGAAAAAAUAAUUGCUAUGCUUAGCAGUAAUGUGAGUUGUAUGUCGGAGAAAACAAUUCAAUUUGCUGCCAUAACACAACCCUUUAGGAGAGCUCUGUAGAAUUACUUCAAACUGGUUACACCUUCAAAAGAGAGAGAUCCUCUGAGUUUCUGGAGGCGUAACUUUAGGGAAGUGAGCAAGGUUGCACUCACUGUGCAGCUCACUGUCCUUGCCACAGCCAUCCCUCAGGGGCGCGUGUUUAACCUGCACCAAUCACAACUCCUCUCCAAGCGUCGAAGUGUUCUGGAGCCACAACAUUUAAAUAUGAUGCUGUUUCUCAAUGGAAACUUGAACCUGCUCAGAGACUGUGCAGUGUGA
Molecule: messenger RNA, 1578 nt
Organism: Electrophorus electricus (electric eel)
Lineage: Eukaryota; Metazoa; Chordata; Actinopteri; Gymnotiformes; Gymnotidae
Product: E3 SUMO-protein ligase ZBED1
Source: RefSeq, a predicted model, not a curated record